CCCCUUUUGUUCAGCUGAGUUCCUGAAUUAUUCACAACACAAUGAAAUGAAAUCGGGAUAUUAUGUAUUACAAACACAUUGCACUUGCUCGCGCGCGUCCCGCGAACCUCACCUGGGAUUAUCUCACGAAUUAAAACCUGCAACAACAAACAACAACAAAACCUCCGAUCUGGUGCGAAGGUUCCCCGAAGCUCCGCAGUCCCGAGGAACGUGGAGUAGUAAGUGUUUAUAACGUCGGUCCCGAUCGGUAGCGUUCAAACGGUUGAAGCCUCGGGUUGUGUGUGUGUGUGGUGCACCAUUUCACGAUUAAAUCGUAAUAUUCGUGGUGAUUUUAGUAAACAGCUGUGCAUCAAAAGCCCCCCGCUGCACAAUGAAGCGCGUUUAGCUGCGCGCUCCUCUUAUCGCAGCGCAUUUUAAGAGCAGUUUGAGAUCGAUCGAGUACAUUGUGCGUGUCUGGUCGUCUACCCGAACGAUAAAGCUUCUCCAACGAGUCGCAGUAAGGGCGGUAAACCUCGUGAAAUGAGACGAUAUUCAGUCUUUUCGGUGCUCGGCAUCGGGGGAUUGGGACGCGCAGGGUGAGGUCAUUGUGGAGGGAAAACGCUGCAGAAGCUCGAAAAACAACCGAAAGUUACAUUUCAGGCGAACUUGUGCAGAGUGUCUCACUUUAAACACCUUAAAUAUAUAGAAAUAAACCACGCUGCGCAUCCUUUAAGGAAGCUAAACGGCUCGUCUCCUCUCGCGCAGCUAGCUCGACGUGUAUAGCGCGCGACUCGAACGUAGCCGUUACCGGGAGCCGCGGCGGUUGAGAUUAAUGGCUAGUUUGUUUUUUUAUGACGUUAACUCGUGAGUGAGCCGCUGUGUUGUUGUUGUUGUUUUGACGGGAGAGUGAACUGUGUGGUUGUGUUGUUGUUUGCUAGCUUUCCGUUAGCCAGCGAGCUAACGGCUGCAAUGUUUCAUUGUUUGAGUAGAAGAAGAAGAAGAAGGAAAAACGUCAGCAAAAUGCGACGGUUAACCUCCUAUUGUUAGUGGUUCUUUUAGGUUCGAUUGCGUGCGCGUGUGUGUGUGUUGUGCACUGUUGCUGUCAGCGAGCGUCGCUAAACGUUUUUAAGCAGGAAACAAGAGACAUAAAUAUUGACUCCUCCAGCACCUGUCACGGAAGGGCACGUUCGUGUUUCCUGCUGGGAGUUGGAUAGUUGGUCACGUGACUGCGCCAGAACAGGUGCACGGUGUGCAGACGGCGGGUGUCUCCGGACUGGUGUCGGACCGACUCGGUCUCUGGAAGUGAUCCUCCGGCACGGGGCUCCUCUUGUGCUCUUCUCUUCCAGAUGUGAGCGUGUGCAGCGUCUGUCCCAGCAGCGGCUGUUGGCAGGAUGGGGCUGGACUUUGACGUGAAGACGUUCUGCCACAACCUGCGGGCCACCAAGCCGCCGUACGAGUGCCCCGUGGAGACCUGCCGGAAGGUCUACAAGAGCUACAGCGGCAUCGAGUAUCACCUCUACCACUAUGACCACGACAACCCGACCCCCGCGCAGGCCACGCCGCAGAAGAAGAGGAAGGGGCGGCCCCCGAGAGCGUCCUUGGCCGGGUCGGGGGACGACGGCGGCGGCGGGGGACCCGGGCACGGGGGGAACACGCCGGGCAGCCCCAACCGCUCGGACCAUUCUCACUCCCCGGGCAGAGAGACGAUGACGUACGCCCAGGCGCAGCGCAUGGUGGAGCUGGAGUUUCAAGGACGCCUCCACCGCAUCAGCAUCUUCGAGAACAUCGACGUGGUGUCGGAGGAGGACAGCGACGCGGAGGACGCUCCUCCGUCCGGCGGCGGAGGCGUGUGCAACGGGAGCGACGGCGGAGCCGGCGGGAGCGACUUGGGAGGAGGCGGCAAGGACCGGUCGGAUAUCGCGUCCUCCAACGGCGGCAAAUCCACCCCGAAGUCCGGGAAGCACAAAAGCAAAGAGAAGAAGAAGGACGGCUCGUCCCAUCACCACGGCAACCAGUCCGGCCCCGCGGUCAAGCUGCCCGAGGCGGUGUUCCGAGAACUGGACCAGGAGAGACCCGACGCCCCCGCGCGGCCGUUAUCCUACUACAGGUACAUCGACAAGUCCGUGGAGGAGCUGGACGAGGAGGUGGAGUACGACAUCGACGAGGAGGACUACAUCUGGCUCGACAUCAUGAACGACAAGCGGCGGCGCGACGGCGUGACGCCCAUCCCCCAGGAGGUCUUCGAGUACCUCAUGGACCGCUUGGAGAAGGAGUCGUACUUCGAGAGCCACAACAAGGCCGACCCCAGCACCCUCAUCGACGAAGACGCCGUCUGCUGCAUCUGCAACGACGGCGAGUGUCAGAACAGCAACGUGAUCCUGUUCUGCGACAUGUGCAACCUGGCGGUGCACCAGGAGUGCUACGGCGUGCCCUACAUCCCCGAGGGCCAGUGGCUGUGCCGCCGCUGCCUGCAGUCGCCCAGCCGCGCCGUGGACUGCGCCCUCUGCCCCAACAAGGGGGGCGCCUUCAAGCAGACGGACGACGCGCGCUGGGCUCACGUGGUGUGUGCCCUCUGGAUCCCGGAGGUCUGCUUCGCCAACACGGUGUUCCUGGAGCCGAUCGACAGCAUCGAGCACAUUCCUCCCGCCCGCUGGAAGCUCACCUGCUACAUCUGCAAGCAGCGUGGCUCCGGCGCCUGCAUCCAGUGUCACAAGGCCAACUGCUACACCGCCUUCCACGUCACCUGCGCCCAGCAGGCGGGCCUCUACAUGAAAAUGGAGCCCGUGCGAGAGACCGGGGCCAACGGCACCUCGUUCAGCGUCCGCAAGACGGCGUACUGCGACAUCCACACGCCGCCGGGGUCGGCCCGGACCCUGGGCGGCGGCGGCGGGGUGGGCGGCGCCAGCAUGGGCUCGUCCCACAGCGACGGCGAGCUGGACGACGACGACGAGCCCAGCAUCGGCCAGGACGACGACUCCAAGGGGUGGAGCUCCGAGCGGGCCAAGAGGGCGAAGGCCAAGUCCAGGCUGAAGAUGAAACGGGCGAGGAAGAUCUUGGCGGAGAGGAGAGCGGCUGCUCCAGUGGUGUCGGUGCCCUGCAUACCGCCUCACAGGCUGAGCAAGAUCACCAGCAACCUGACGGUCCCCAGGAAGAGCCAGUUCAUGCAGCGGCUCCACAGCUACUGGACCCUGAAGAGGCAAAGCCGGAACGGCGUGCCGCUGCUGCGCCGCCUCCAGACCCACCUGCAGUCCCAGCGCCACGUCGAGCCCCUCACGCCGCCGCCGCCAUCGCCAUCGCCAUCGCCACCCACGCCGCCGCCACUUCCACCGCCGCCGCCGCCGCUGCUGCUGCUGCCGCUGCCUCUCCCACUUCCACUCCCGCCGCCUCUGUCGCAACUCUCACCGAUGACCUGCGCAAUUCGGGACAGCGAGGAGAAGCAGUCGGCGCUGAAGGAGCAGCUGAAGGCGUGGCAGAGGCUGAGGCACGACCUGGAGCGAGCCCGGCUGCUGGUGGAGCUCAUCAGGAAGAGGGAGAAACUCAAGAGGGAGACGAUUAAAGUGCAGCAGAUGGCGCUGGAGAUGCAGCUGACUCCCUUCCUGGUGCUGCUGAGGAGCACGUUGGAGCAGCUGCAGGAGAGGGACGUCAACAACUUCUUCACCGAGCCCGUCCCGCUGGCGGAGGUGCCGGACUACCUGGACCACAUCGACACGCCGAUGGACUUCCAGACCAUGUGGAACCUGCUGGAGUCGCACCGCUACCUCACGUUCGAGGCCUUCGAGUCCGACUUCGGCCUCAUCGUCAACAACUGCCUCAAGUACAACGCCAAGGACACGGUCUUCUACCGCGCCGCGCUGCGGCUCCGGGAGAUGGGCGCCGCCGUCAUCCGGACCGCCAGGCGGCACGCCGAGCGGAUAGGCUUCGACUACGAGGCCGGCAUACACCUCCCCCGAGAGCCGAGCCCGGAGAGCCAGCGGGACCAAGACCGGGACCGGGACCGGGAGAGGGAGCGGGAACGGGAGCGGGAACGGGAGAGAGAGAGGGAAAGGGAGAGAGAGAGGGAACGGGACCGGGACAGAGACCGGGAACGAGAUCGAGACCGGGAACGAGAUAGAGACCGGGAACGAGACCGGGAACGAGACCGAGACCGAGACCGGCCGUUGUCCUCUAAUGAAGAUGAACUCCUGCUGCCCGAGAACCGGCGGCGCCUCCCUCCGGAGGAGCAGCUGCAUUACCUGCAGGCGCGGCUGGACGAGGUCAUCUCGGGCAAACACAGCAUCGGCCAGUCGCGCAGAGCCAAGGCGCUGAGGAAGGAGAUCAGCGUCAUCAAGCGGAAGCUCGCGCACCAGCGGGAGGGCGGCGAGGGCGGCGGCGGCGGGGGGCGCGAGCUAGUGGGUGGCGCCGGCGGGGGGGACCGGGGCUCCUCCCUCCCCUCACACCACCCCUCCUCCUCGGGGCACCACGACGAAGGAGGAGAGAGCAGCAGCCAGGAGAUCGGUGGAAAAGAUAUGAGCGUGUCCUCGUCGGCCCUGGCUCCCGAGGUGGGCCGCCGGACGUCCGUCCUCUUCUCCAAGAAGAACCAAAAGAUGGCCGGACCCCCAAAACGGCCGGGCCGACCCCCCAAGAACCGCGACGCCGGGUACCCCGGGCCGGGUCUGGGCCCGAGCCCCAUCGGACCCCCCCAGCUGCCCCUGCUGUCCCCCAGCCGGCAGAGGAAGAGGCAGCGCAGCCCGCGCUCCAGCUCCAGCUCGGACAGCGACAGCGACAACGACGACCUGCUGCCGGGGUUGCCCAGUAACGGUUUUGAUGGGAGGAGCCAGCCCGUGACGGAGAGCUUCCGCGUGUACAGGAGCGAGUCCCGCCUCCCUCGCUCCAGCUCGGACUCCGAGUCCACGACCAGCAGCAGCAGCAGCGCCGCGUCGGACCGGACCAGCACGACGCCCUCGAAGCAGGGCCGGGGGAAGGCGUCGUUCUCCCGCUCCGCCUUCCAGGAGGACAGCAGCGAGGAGACGUCGGGCACCGAGAACGACUCCUACUCGGUCGGAGGAUCGCGGAGCGUUUCACACUCUCUGGACCUGGUGUGGGCCAAGUGCAGAGGCUACCCCUCCUACCCGGCUCUGAUCAUUGACCCCAAGAUGCCCAGGGAGGGGGUGUUCCACCGGGGCGUGCCGAUCCCCGUGCCCCCGCUGGACGUGCUGAAGCUGGGCGAGCAGAUGACCCAGGAGGCCCGGGAGCACCUGUUCCUGGUCCUGUUCUUUGACAACAAGAGAACAUGGCAGUGGCUGCCGCGCUCCAAGCUGGUGCCGCUCGGCGUGGACCAGGAGCUGGACAAGGAGAAGAUGCUGGAGGGCCGCAAGUCCAACAUCCGCAAGUCGGUGCAGGUGGCCUACCACCGGGCCAUGCAGCACCGCAGCAAGGUGCAGGGGGACCCGAGCAGCGAGACCAGCGACAGUGACUAAGCGACACACACACAACAGACAACAACACGCACACAUUUUGUUGGGGGCGUCUGCGCUCGCCGGAGGAGUUUUCUCCACCGCCGAGAGAGCGCAUCCCAUCCCUCCAUCGCAGACCACGAGAGACGAGGAGCGGAGGGGACCCGGAGAGAAACGCAAAAGAAGCGGCGCCCAGGCCGUCGGCCCUCGGACAUCACGCACACAAAGCCGUAUUUAAUCUGACGUGUAAAAUAUUGUAUUUAAGAGAAUUGAAAUUGAAUUAAUAAUAAUUAUGAUGGGUAAGUGGGGGGGAAAUGCUAUGGUUCAGAAUCGCCAAUCAGAAAGAAAAGAAAACACGAUAUUCCUGGUUUGUGUUUGGCCACAACGUGAGAUGCCAGUCGCCAACGAUGAUGUUAUUUAUUCCGCGUGCUCGCGGUCCAACGAGCGCCCUCUCUUUCUUUUUCUUUGUUCUUUUUUUAUCAUGGACUACUUCUAAUCACUCCGGCCCGCACGAGACAUCGUGCGGUCCUCCUCUUCGUCGAUCUGUGUUCAUCAUGUCGCCUGUUUUUCUCCCUUUGUCGCCGACGUUGCGCCCGUCACGCAGCCGACGGGGAACGAGGACGAGACCCAAACGGCCCGUCUUAGACUCGGGCCGGUGGCUUUAGAACUUUUUUUUAUAUUUACAGAUUGCAUAAAGAAUAGAAGUUUAAUAAUAAAAAAAAAAGAGUUGAGUUUUUUAAA
This is a messenger RNA of Pseudoliparis swirei, 6152 nucleotides long. It is a transcript of the gene brpf1, whose product is annotated as bromodomain and PHD finger containing, 1. Gene Ontology annotation, biological process: regulation of transcription by RNA polymerase II. Gene Ontology annotation, molecular function: protein binding. Gene Ontology annotation, cellular component: MOZ/MORF histone acetyltransferase complex. The transcript has 15 exons. The coding region runs from base 1371 to 5435 and encodes 1354 amino acids. The record is from RefSeq and is a predicted model, not a curated record. Lineage: Eukaryota; Metazoa; Chordata; Actinopteri; Perciformes; Liparidae.